UGGCUAUUUUAAGAAAAGCACGUGUUAGAUAGCCCCACUGCAUCUGCGCAGUAAUGAUAAACAAACAUGGCCGCCUACAAGGCCAGAUUAAAAGCCUUUGAAGAUACGCUGAAUAAUGAAAGAAUAGACCUAAAAACUUUGAGGAAGUUAUGUUUCAACGGUUGUCCAUUUGAACAUGGAUACAGAUCUACAUGUUGGAAAAUUUUGUUGAACUACCUGCCAUUAGAUGUGUCACAAUGGAAAGAAAUUUUAGAAAAGCAAAGGAACUUAUAUACCCACUUUGUACACGAGAUGAUCGUGGAGCCUGGGACGAAGGCCUCUGCUGGGUCUCAGGCAGACGAUCACCCAUUGAACCCCAAUCCAGACAGCAACUGGGGGGCCUUCUUCAAAGACAAUGACAUGCUGCUACAGAUUGAUAAGGACUGUCGGCGACUGUGUCCAGACCUAUUCUUCUUCCAGAAGGCCACGGAGUACCCGUGUAAGGAGAUCAUUCACGCCGACUCGCGGGUGGAGACCCUCAGGAAGAGGGUGGAGCACUGCGUCCUUCACUCAGAGACACUCAAGGUGGAUAGGUUCGGCAAGUCCAAUAUGAUAGCGUCCAGGAGGAAGACUAGUGAAGAGUACUCCUUGUUACCAGACGGUCAGGAGGCGCACUGGGAGGUAGUGGAGCGGAUCCUGUUUAUCUACGCCAAACUCAACCCGGGCCAGGGAUACGUCCAGGGAAUGAAUGAAAUAUUGGGGCCUAUUUAUUAUACUUUCGCAUCCGAUCCGAGAAACGAAUGGAAAGAGUUUGCUGAGGCGGAUUCUUUUUUCUGCUUCACCAACUUAAUGGCAGAAAUACGAGACAUUUUUAUCAAGACGCUGGAUCUUGACGCAGUGUGUGGUAUAGGGAGUAUGAUGGCCAGCUUUACCUCUAAGCUGAAGGAGAAGGACGAGUUCCUGUACAACAGGAUCAAAGAGCUGGACCUGAAGCCCCAGUACUAUGCAUUCCGAUGGCUCACCCUACUUCUGUCUCAGGAAUUCCCUCUACCAGAUGUUUUGCGCAUUUGGGAUUCGUUGUUUGCAGACGAUAAAAGAUUUGAUUUUCUGAUUUGUAUAUGCUGUGCCAUGCUGAUGAUUCUCAGAGACGAAAUUAUUAACGAAGAUUUUCCGACUGUGAUGAAGUUAGUGCAGAACUUCCAAACCUCCAAAGUAGACCUCCAGCGGGUUCUCUCCAAAGCGGUUGAUAUAAGAUAGCAUUCCCCCGAACUCCGAAAUUAGACUUUCAUGUGCAAUACAAUCCCUUUGAUAUUUGGACUAAAGAUUAAAAUGAUACAAAACAAAGACAUCAGGUGCAUGUGUGUGUUUUGUCCAUGGGCCUUGGUUGUAAAAAUGUCACUGACUUAAUGUUAAAUUGUCGAUUCUGAACAACACACCAGUACGCUAUAAUUGUGUAUUUUUGAUACCUUUCUGAUGGUGCCAGAUUGUGUCUUUUAUGAUUUGUUGUUUAUAAACUUACAAUAAAACAAUAUAUAUAUUUCUACAA
This is a messenger RNA of Magallana angulata, 1525 nucleotides long. Its product is annotated as TBC1 domain family member 13-like. The record is from RefSeq and is a predicted model, not a curated record. The coding region runs from base 67 to 1236 and encodes 389 amino acids. Gene Ontology annotation, molecular function: GTPase activator activity. The transcript has 15 exons. Lineage: Eukaryota; Metazoa; Mollusca; Bivalvia; Ostreida; Ostreidae. Gene Ontology annotation, biological process: intracellular protein transport; activation of GTPase activity.